Messenger RNA from Oncorhynchus tshawytscha (Chinook salmon), 2637 nucleotides. RefSeq lists its product as uncharacterized. Gene Ontology annotation, molecular function: nucleic acid binding. The transcript has a single exon. Lineage: Eukaryota; Metazoa; Chordata; Actinopteri; Salmoniformes; Salmonidae. Gene Ontology annotation, biological process: DNA integration. The coding region runs from base 572 to 1765 and encodes 397 amino acids. The record is from RefSeq and is a predicted model, not a curated record.
UACCCAUCCAGAUCAGUGGUGCUAUAUAAACACUGACAGCAAUCCAGCAGACCAUGCAACCAGGCCCAUACUUGCUGCGCUCUUAAAACACACUAGUUGGUUCUCAGGUCCACCGUUCCUGACCCAAACAAACUCGAGUAAGCCUGAGAACAUCAAUUUUGACCUUGUAGAGCCUCACACAGAUGCAGAGAUUCGACCAGACGUCACUGUCUUUGCCUCUAAAGUUUCUGGAGCUCAACUUGGCUCUCAUCGCUUUGAGAGGUUCUCAAGCUGGAAAACUCUCAAUCGAGCCACAGCACGACUCAUUCAUGUUGCAAGAUCCUUCCAUGAAGGUGCAGACAACACCAGCUGCAGAGGCUGGCAUGACUGUAAUAAACCAUGCGGUACAAGUGAGUUGUCACAAGCCAAAACAGCAAUCAUUCACUGUGUGCAACAUGAAGCCUUCAGAGAGGAAUUCAAAUGCAUUGAAAAAGGAAAAGAGUUCCCAAAGUAAAGUACACUCAAAAAGCUGAACCCAGUGAUUGAUGAGGAUGGGUUGCUGAGGGUGGGAGGCCGCUUAUCCUCCGCCGACAUGUUACAAGACGAAAAACAUCCUCUCAUCAUACCACGGACACAUCAUGUUGCCACUCUGCUGGUAAGACAUUAUCACGAGCAAGUGGCUCACCAAGGCCGUCAUUUUUCAGAUGGAGCUAUUCGAGCAGCAGGCUUCUGGAUUAUUGGGAGCAAACGUCUGGUCUCUGGUAUCAUUCACAAGUGUGUCACCUGCUGCAAGGUUAGAGGGAGGUUAGUUGACCAAAAAAUGGCUGACUUGCCUGCAGACAGACUCACAUCUGAACCACCAUUCACCAGCGUUGGACUUGAUGUGUUUGGACCAUGGAAUGUCAUAACUCGUCGCACUAGAGGUGGUAGUGCAGACUCCAAGCGCUGGGCGGUGCUCUUUACAUGUAUGUCUACUAGAGCAGUCCAUAUCGAGCUUAUCGAAUCCAUGUCCACAUCCAGCUUCAUCAACGCGCUGAGGCGUUUUUCCGCUAUCCGUGGUCCAGCAAAAGUGCUACGGUCUGAUCGAGGUACAAACUUUAUAGGUGCCUGCAGGGAACUGGGUAUCGACACAAAUGACUCGGAACUGACUAAAUACCUCUCAGAUAAGGGAUGUACUUGGAUAUUUAAUCCUCCACACUCGUCUCAUAUGGGUGGUUCUUGGGAGAGACUCAUUGGGGUUGCCAGACGUAUUCUUGAUGCUAUGCUGUUUCAGACGGGCUCCACUCGUCUCACACAUGAGGUCUUGAGCACUCUUAUGUCUGAAGUUAUGGCAAUAAUCAAUGCGAGACCCUUAGUGUCAGUAUCAACCGACCCUGACAUGCCUACCAUUCUCACACCCUCAAUGUUACUUACACAAAAGACCAGCGCUACCUCAGCCCCUUCUGGAUACUUCAGCAUGAACGACCUUCAUGGAAAACAGUGGAAGCAAGUCCAGUGUCUCGCUGACACCUUUUGGAAAAGGUGGAGACAGGAGUACCUGACAACGCUGCAGAGACGCAGAAAAUGGACUGCAGAAAAGCCAAAUGUAAAAGUGGGAGAUGUUGUCUUAUUGAAAGACAGUCAGGCACACAGAAAUGACUGGCCAGUCGGGCUUGUGGUAAAAACCUUUCCCAGUACUGACAAAAAGGUUAGGAAAGUAGAACUAAAAAUUGUCAAGCAAGGAGCUGCUAAGGUGUUUCUGAGACCAAUCUCAGAGAUUGUUGUUCUUCUUUCUGAAGCAUCCUAGAGACAAAAGAUAAAAAUAGAAAGGACAUUAUUUGUUUCUUGAUAUGUUAUAUUUCAUAGUGGCACAAUUUCAUUAUGCCAGGCGGGGAGUGUGCUGCCAUCCUGUUAGAAGGUAACAGAUUAUUUUAUUACAAUGGUUAAAUUGGAUUUUCAUUGUGUUCAAUGGUGUUAUUUGCCCCCUAGUGGCGCUUUCUGGUACUUAGAAAGACGGCGCAAACAGGAAGUACAGAAUUUGUUUUGCACGCAUAGAAGCAGCUACAAACAACGCUACGGUGCAGGUCUUUCAAUAUAGUUAUUUCUUGUCACGCUUCAGCCUUGGAAACAUAUUUGUUUGUAAGUUCGAUUCAAGCAUUUAGCUAAUGAUGAUAAUCUUGUUAUUGAUAGAGUUGCUUACAUAUCAAUAUUGGUUGCAUUUACUCACAAAUUGCAAUGCCUUUAAAUGUAUGUCGUUAGCUGUAUUACUUUGCUCGUGCGUCAUGCAAACGAAUUGUAAAAUAUACAAUACUGUAGUUUUGUUACUGUUCCUAGUGUAAUAUGCUUUGUUAUUCUACAUAAAUGGUUGUACAUUAUUAGAGUAAUGAAAGGAGCCAAUUACCAUAUGAGUAACAAUUAGCUAUAUGGUUUGGCAUCAUGCCAGAUGCAUGGUACCUUAGCACGUGCUUUGUAUUUAUGCAACUUCAAAUGUUUAAUGUACAGCUACAGUAUGUCGGUGUGAAUUGAAUACUAAAGUAUAUUCUUUUCUGUAUUUUGCAGUUUCACAACAUAAACGUUUUCAAUAUAUUCAUUCAAGAAAAGUCACGCCUUGGGAGUUUUAUUGAAGACUUAGUUGUUAGCUAUCUGUCUAGUUUUGCAUGGGAACGCAACUCAAGGGCA